This is a messenger RNA of Fomitiporia mediterranea MF3/22, 624 nucleotides long. RefSeq lists its product as uncharacterized. The record is from RefSeq and is a predicted model, not a curated record. Bases 1 to 624 code for a protein of 207 amino acids. The transcript has 3 exons. Lineage: Eukaryota; Fungi; Basidiomycota; Agaricomycetes; Hymenochaetales; Hymenochaetaceae.
AUGUUGUCGACGUCGGUCGAGCAGUACUCGUGCAGCUUCACAUGGUGGCUGGCCUGUUCCUCUGCAGUGGUGUCAUCAUUGUUGGCGUCAUCAGCCAUCGGCAUCGGGAGUUGCCCUCGGGGCGGUCAGGGCGCGUCAGACGAAGAAGGGAAUCGACAUGCCGCCGUUGACGUCGAGCAGGAAGGUAGAGUGCCAAAAAUAGAGCAGAACGGCCUCGAACGCACCGAAGAUGAUCACUGCUACGUCCACAGAACACAACACUCCAAGCUCAUAUGCCUUCUUGAACAGCCCGUCCUUCCGCUGCACGCCAUGGGCAAUUUUGACGCGCCAGCCAAGAAUAUGCAACAGACAGACAGCGCAGCACAGCACACAGAGUGGUUACCGACAGCCGACAGCGAAGGAGAUAUUAAAAAAAUAGGUGUUAGCCUCCGUCGAAAUAAUUAUACUCCCGCACAAAGCGUCGCAAAAAAACUGAGAACACAACUCGCCUUGAGAAAAGUUACUGAGCGGUUGCGCUCGUGCUACCGGCGCCCGCGAGAGAAAAUAGAGUCAGCAUGGCGAACUGAAUUGCGCGAGAAAAUAGCACGGGGGAAAGAGAAAGACGGGACGAUGGAAAUAGGCUAG